This is a messenger RNA of Strongyloides ratti, 384 nucleotides long. RefSeq lists its product as hypothetical. NCBI's taxonomy places the organism in Eukaryota, Metazoa, Nematoda, Chromadorea, Rhabditida, Strongyloididae. The transcript is spliced from 3 exons. The record is from RefSeq and is a predicted model, not a curated record. Bases 1 to 384 code for a protein of 127 amino acids.
AUGGAAUCAAAUAUAUCAUCUAACACUGAUGAUUCUAAUGGGAAUCAUUAUACAUUUGAUAAAGAUGAUGAAUAUAAUAGUGCAAAAAUUUAUUUUUUGAAUAUUGUUAAUUCAAUCAUUAUUGCUGAAGGUGAAUUACUGCCAAGAAGUCUAAGAACAAGAAACUUAGAAGCUGAUUUUGAUGAAUUAUGGAGUCAAUAUAUUUUAAUGAAAAAAAAUAAAGUUUCAGUUCAUGGAAUUUCUAAUGAGGUUGAUCAAAAUAAAGAAAAUGGAAGAGGCUCUAAUAUACUUUCAUUAUCGUCAUCUUUUCAGCAACCUUCCGGUGGCAAUGGAACCGAAUCUGUUUCAAGAAAACCAUUUCUUUGCAACAACAACACCAAGUAA